AGAUUUGCAUUAAGUUGAGAGUUCCAAAUGUAAUUGGGUAAUUACUACUGAAAGUAGCAAGAUGGCAGCAAACCCUCCAAGUCAAGGACUGGUGCUGCUGCUGCUGAUAUACUCAUGCACAAAGCUGGGAACAAAGAAGGCAUCUGUCUUGGGUGACAGCAUCAUAGGUUUUAUUCUACAUGUGACCUUCCUGUUUUCAGAAUAAAAAUAGGGUUGCAAUCUUGGCAGAACUAGACAAGGAGAAGAGAAAAUUACUUAUGCAAAACCAGUCUUCCACGAAUCACCCUGGAGCCAGAGUUCUGCAGCCAUUCUGCCAAACAUCUGAUCUUCCCAUCAUGAAGAAUAUGGACCCAUGCAUUGCACUUGCAAGAUCUUCCCUUAAUAAGGAUUUCCGGGAUCAUGCUGAGCAGCAGCACAUAGCAGCACAACAAAAAGCAGCAUUACAGCAUGCACAUGCACAUUCUUCAGGAUAUUUCAUAACCCAAGACUCUGCAUUUGGAAAUCUUAUUCUUCCUGUCUUACCUCGACUAGAGUCGGAAUGAGGGCUGUUAUUUCUCAGAAUGAAGGAGAUGGAUAUGUUGUCCAUUGUUGAAGUUGCCAUCUUUCAGAACUACUUUAUAUGAUUUGGAAAACAGAUUGUGAACUGUUUAAAAAAUAUUUUUAUAUAUUUGACCUUUUUAUUCAAAAAAGCCUGUUUCAUUCUGGAUUCAUAUGCUUCUCUUCCACGGUUGAGUUGGCUUCACCUGAGAAGAGGUGCUGUAGAUUAUUAUGGAACUGACAGCAUUCUUCUUUACUUAAUUUCUUUUGUCAGCUCAGAGUAAGACUGUUCACCUGACAUAUCACUCCUACAUUUUAUUUUUCUGAUUUCCUCUCUUCUUUCAUUCAGUUGGAAGGAAGGAUGCCCCACCCAGAAUUUGAGACGCUUGUUCUAAUCUGCAUUUCUAAAGUAUCUGUCAUAGUAUCUAUGUACGGUACUUGACCUUAAUGAAAGCAGACAAAGUUGUCAUUGUCUAUCCUAAGACAGACAUGGAUUCAGUAGAUAGAUCAGUUACUUUCAUUCGCUCUGUGCAGGAACAUUAUUAGUGCACCCUAAUGUUUUUUAUGUUUAGUUUUUGUAACAGUAUCCUGGUUUCCCAGGUAGUUAGAGAUACUAUGUGCCAUUGUCAGUUUUAGAGUAUAUAAAACCUAAUUAUUAACCUUAUGAAAAAAUAAUCUUGUUUGUGUCCAAUUAUCUUCAUCUUUUCUAGUGACAUGGGGUAAAAAUUCCCAAAGCAUUUAAGUCCCAUGCCAUAAGUUACUUAGGCACUUUUGAAAAUGUUACCCAUGAAAGUUCAAGAUCUGCCCUCGAAUUCAAAAUGUUACGCUUUUAGGGUUUUUGUUCUUUCAGUGCCUUUGAAAGUGUUUGUGCUGCCCAAGUCAAAGUUUAGAUUUUGUCUCUGCAAAUCCUUUUCCAGCCUCAUUUCAGUUCUGGCAUCCCAUUUCAGUACUAGGCUGAAGCUUGCCGUACAAAGUCUAUUGGUUGGAUAAAUUACUUUGGAAGCAGAAUAAUGCUGGAAUAAAGACACUUAUUUUGGAA
Messenger RNA from Gopherus flavomarginatus (Mexican gopher tortoise), 1576 nucleotides. RefSeq names its product INTS3 and NABP interacting protein (gene INIP). Gene Ontology annotation, biological process: DNA repair. Lineage: Eukaryota; Metazoa; Chordata; Testudines; Testudinidae. The transcript is spliced from 6 exons. Gene Ontology annotation, cellular component: SOSS complex; nucleus; nucleoplasm. The record is from RefSeq and is a predicted model, not a curated record. The coding region runs from base 258 to 542 and encodes 94 amino acids.